This is a messenger RNA of Lolium rigidum, 3984 nucleotides long. RefSeq names its product putative disease resistance protein RGA4. Gene Ontology annotation, molecular function: protein binding; ADP binding. Bases 19 to 3543 code for a protein of 1174 amino acids. The record is from RefSeq and is a predicted model, not a curated record. Gene Ontology annotation, biological process: defense response to fungus. The transcript has 2 exons. NCBI's taxonomy places the organism in Eukaryota, Viridiplantae, Streptophyta, Magnoliopsida, Poales, Poaceae.
AUCCUGCACACCGUCGUCAUGGCGCACAGACUGAGGUCUCUGAGACGCAAGCUGGAUGCCGUCGCCGCCGGAAGGGACAGACUCCGGUUGAAUCCCAAUGUUUCUCCACCGGCGCAUCCGGCUGCUCCCCCGAAGCGCGAGACCAUCUCGAUGGUCGACGAGGCCAAGACGGUUGGUAGGGCCGCGGACAAGGAGAAGCUCAUGAAGCUGGUGCUUGACUUGACGAGCGAGGAGGACGUGUCCGUCAUCCCCAUCGUCGGCUUCGGCGGCCUCGGCAAGACGACGCUCGCGCAGCUAGUGUUCAACGACCGGAGGGCCAACGACGAGGUGUUCGACCUUCGGAUUUGGGUCUCCAUGUCCGUUGAUUUCAGUCUCAGGAGGCUGAUCCAGCCGAUUGUGAGCGCGACCAAGUUGAAGCGCGAUCUGAGCAGCUUGGAAGCCAUUGCAAAUUUCUUGUCGGAGACGUUCACGGGGAAGAAGUACCUGCUGGUUCUUGACGAUGUGUGGAGCGAGAACCAGGAGGAGUGGGAGAGGCUGAAGCUGCUCCUCAAGGAUGGCAAGCGGGGCAGCAAGAUCAUCGUGACGACACGGAACCGCAAGGUCGGCAUGAUGGUGCGUACUGUGCCUCCAUUCGCGCUCAAAGGCCUCUCCGAUGAUGAUUGUUGGGAGCUGUUCAAGAGAAAGGCUUUUGAGGAAGGGGAGGAGGAUUUGCAUCCCAAGUUGGUCAAGGUAGGGAAGGAGAUUGUCCGGAAAUGCGGUGGUGUGCCGUUGGCAGCCAAGGCUCUUGGGAGCAUUUUGCGGUUCAAGAGGAAUGAGGAAUCAUGGGUAGCUGUGAAGGACAGUGAGAUAUGGCAGCUGGAUAAGGAAGACACAAUCUUGCCGUCUCUCAAGCUUACCUAUGACCAAAUGCCACCUGGUCUAAAGCAGUGCUUUGCGUAUUGCGCAUCAUUUCCUAGAAACCAUGAGAUUGACAGGGACAAGCUUAUUCAGCAAUGGAUUGCUCUUGGCUUUAUUGAACCUGCAAAGUAUGGCUGCCAAUCGGUUUAUGAUCAAGCGAACGACUAUUUUGAGCACUUAUUGUGGAUUUCAUUCCUUCAAGAAGUACAGGAGCACGAUUUAUCGAAGAAAGAAUUAGAAGAAGAUCGCAAUAUUAAGUACAAGAUUCAUGACUUGGUGCAUGACCUUGCUCAAUCUGUUGCCGGGGAUGAAGUCCAGAUCAUCAACUCUAAGAAUGCCAAUGGGGGCACUGAAGCAUGCCACUAUGCAUCAUUGGCUGAUGACAUGGGGGUGCCUAAAGUUCUUUGGAACAUGCUUCAUAAAGUUCGUGCAUUACAUUCCUGGAGUUAUGCUCUUGAUACCCAGUUGCUUCUUUACUUCAGGUGCUUGCGAGUACUAGAUUUGCGAGGCAGCCAAAUUACAGAGCUUCCGCAGUCGGUUGGUAGAUUGAAACACUUGAGGUACUUGGAUCUCUCCUCAACCCCUAUCAGAAGUCUGCCCAAUUGCAUCAGUAACCUCCACAAUCUGCAAACACUUCAUUUGUCGAAUUGUGUUAAUCUAUAUGUGCUUCCCAUGUCAAUAUGCAGUCUUGAGAAUCUAGAAACCUUGAAUCUGUCAUUUUGCCACUUUCAAACCUUACCAGAUUCCAUAGGGCAUCUUCAAAACCUACAAAAUCUGAACAUGUCAUUUUGUAGUUUCCUAUGGACAUUACCCAACUCCAUCGGUGAACUAAAAAAAUUGCAAGCCUUGAAUUUCAAAGGGUGUGUCAUCCUUGAGACUCUUCCUGACACUAUAUGCAGACUGCAAAGUUUGCAUUUCUUGAACCUUUCACGGUGUGGAGUUCUCCGAGCAUUGCCCAAAAAUAUUGGGAAUCUCUCAAAUUUGUUGCACCUGAAUUUAUCGCAAUGCAGUGAUCUUGAGGCAAUCCCGAACUCAAUAGGCUGCAUUACGAGGCUGCAAACUCUGGAUAUGUCUCACUGUAGCAAUUUAUCAGAAUUACCUGGAUCCAUUGGUGGCCUUCUAGAGCUUCAAACUCUCAUUAUAUCACACCAUGCACGCAGUUUGGCAUUGCCCAUAGCAACCAGUCACCUGCCAAUCUUGCAGACAUUAGAUCUCUCAUGGAAUAUCGGUCUGGAAGAAUUGCCUGAAUCAAUUGGGAAUCUUCAUAGUUUGAAGGAGCUUAUUUUGUUCCAGUGCUGGAGUCUUCGUAAGCUACCUGAGUCUAUGUCUGGCCUCAUGAUGUUGGAGAGUUUGAGCCUUGUUGGCUGUGAGGAUCUUGCCAAGCUACCUGACGGCAUGACUACCAUCACCAAUCUGAAGCACCUAAAAAAUGACCAGUGUGGAUCUUUGGAGAGACUGCCUGGUGGAUUUGGGAAAUGGACUAAACUUGAAACAUUAUCGCUGCUCAUUAUAGGUGACACAUGCAGCAGCAUUGCGGAGCUAAAAGACCUAAAUCUUCUGACUGGCUUUCUUAAAAUUGAGUGCUGCUCACAGAAGAAGAAUUUGACAAACGAUGCCAACAGAGCAAACUUGAGGAACAAGAGGAAACUAGGCACCUUGAGUGUGUCAUGGACCAGUUCAUGUUCUUCUGAUGAUCUGAAGAAUGUUGAAACAUUUCUUGAAGUUCUAAUGCCUCCUGAAAACCUUGAGGUCCUUGAAAUAUGUGGCUACAUGGGCACUAAAUUUCCCAGCUGGAUGAUGAAGAGCAUGGAGUCCUGGCUUCCAAAUAUUACCUCCCUCAGUUUAGGAAACAUCCCUAACUGCAUAUGUGUCCCACCUCUUGGCCAUAUUCCCUACCUCCAGUCUCUUGAGCUCCGCCACAUGAGCAGUGUCCGUAACAUGAGUUCUGAAAUACUUACAGCAGGACAGAAAAACACACUAUACCAGUCACUGAAGGAACUCCAUUUUGAAGACAUGCCUGAGCUAGAGAUCUGGCCAACUUCAUUGGCAAUGGAUAGUAACGAGAGUCAACAUGAAAUAUUCAUGUUUCCAGUUCUUAAAACUGUCACUGCUAGUGGAUGUCCAAAGAUGAGGCCGAAUCCAUGCCUCCCAGAUGCUAUAUCCGAUCUGUCACUAUCUAACAGCAGUGAGAUGUUAUCAGUUGGUAGGAUGUUCGGUCCAUCAUCUUCAAAAUUUGCGUCACUUCUUAGGAGACUGUGGAUUACAAAUUGCCAUGCAUCAUCAAAUGAUUGGAAUUUACUUCAGCACAGGCCAAAACUUGAGGAUCUAACUAUCAAGUACUGCGAAAGCCUACAUGUUUUGCCACAGGCCAUCAGGUACCUUAGCAUGCUUCGUAAGCUGAAGAUUGACAAUUGCGCUGAUUUGGAAGUCCUUCCAGAAUGGCUAGGUGAUCUCAUAGCACUUGAAUCUCUGGAGAUAAGCUGCUGCCAAAAGUUGGUCUCGUUACCAGAAGGUUUGCGAUGCUUGACUGCACUGGAAGAGUUGAUUGUCAGUGGUUGUAGCUCUGCACUGGCUGAAAAUUGCAGAAAAGAGACAGGCAAGGAUUGGUUCAAGAUCAGUCAUAUACCAAGUAUCCUCAUCUCGUGACAGGGUGUUCACUGGAAAGGAAUGGAUGAAAUGCAGAGCAUGACAUGCCGACCUACAUGAGGCGAUAGGGGAUUUGGCGCAACGAUAGUCAGUCGCCGCCGAUGGAUGGAUAUACCGCACUCUUGGAUCAGAAUCAGAAGGACUGUCGGGAGUGCGAAGUGACCGCGGCUGGAACAUCGGCAUCAGGGAGGUGACCAUGGCGGCGUCGCUGCCCUCCCUGCAGCGGUGCAGGUUCGUCGCCGUGCGUGCUGAUCCCGGAUGAUGUCCGUGGGCCCCCAUCCUAAUCCCAUACGAUGUUCCCACAAGACUAAAACACAAUCAGGGCAUUCAAGUCUUCUUUGUGUCGUGUUUCGGAACUUGGUUUGAAAGCAACAUUUUGACAUACAUGCUUCUCCAAUGAUGAGAAAAUUUAAUCGAGGCUUCUUUUGAUUUUUUUUUAAA